Homo sapiens (human) is the source of this 3208-nucleotide messenger RNA. It is a transcript of the gene ZNF785, whose product is annotated as zinc finger protein 785. Gene Ontology annotation, biological process: regulation of DNA-templated transcription. The record is from RefSeq and is marked validated. The transcript is spliced from 3 exons. The coding region runs from base 87 to 1304 and encodes 405 amino acids. Gene Ontology annotation, cellular component: nucleus. NCBI's taxonomy places the organism in Eukaryota, Metazoa, Chordata, Mammalia, Primates, Hominidae.
ACGGACUUGUCUGAGGAAAGACAGGAAAGCGCCAGCAUCUCCACCUUCCCCGGAAGCCUCCCUUUGCCAGGCAGAAAGGGUUUCCCAUGGGGCCGCCCCUGGCGCCGCGCCCGGCCCACGUACCCGGGGAGGCCGGGCCCCGGAGGACGAGGGAAAGCAGGCCGGGCGCCGUGAGCUUCGCGGACGUGGCCGUGUACUUCUCUCCCGAGGAGUGGGAAUGCCUGCGGCCAGCGCAGAGGGCCCUGUACCGGGACGUGAUGCGGGAGACCUUCGGCCACCUGGGCGCGCUGGGAUUUUCAGUUCCCAAACCCGCUUUUAUCUCGUGGGUGGAAGGAGAAGUGGAGGCGUGGAGCCCGGAGGCCCAGGAUCCCGACGGUGAGAGCUCUGCAGCUUUCAGCAGGGGCCAAGGACAGGAAGCAGGAUCCAGGGAUGGGAAUGAGGAGAAGGAAAGGCUGAAGAAGUGUCCAAAACAAAAAGAGGUGGCGCAUGAAGUGGCUGUCAAGGAGUGGUGGCCCAGCGUCGCCUGCCCAGAGUUCUGCAACCCUAGGCAGAGCCCCAUGAAUCCCUGGCUCAAGGACACUCUGACCCGAAGACUGCCCCACUCUUGCCCAGACUGUGGCCGCAACUUCAGCUACCCUUCCCUCCUGGCCAGCCACCAGCGGGUCCACUCCGGGGAGCGGCCCUUCUCCUGCGGCCAGUGUCAGGCGCGUUUCUCCCAGCGCAGGUACCUGCUCCAGCAUCAGUUCAUCCACACCGGCGAGAAGCCCUACCCCUGCCCCGACUGCGGGCGCCGCUUCCGCCAGAGGGGUUCCCUGGCUAUCCACAGGCGGGCUCACACCGGGGAGAAGCCUUACGCGUGCUCAGACUGCAAGAGUCGCUUCACUUACCCCUACCUGCUGGCCAUCCACCAGCGCAAGCACACGGGCGAGAAGCCCUACAGCUGCCCCGAUUGCAGCCUCCGUUUCGCCUACACCUCCCUGCUGGCCAUCCACAGGCGCAUACACACCGGCGAGAAGCCCUACCCCUGUCCUGACUGCGGCCGCCGCUUCACCUAUUCUUCCCUCCUCCUCAGUCACCGGCGCAUUCACUCCGACAGCCGGCCCUUCCCCUGCGUGGAGUGUGGGAAAGGCUUCAAGCGCAAGACCGCCCUGGAAGCCCAUCGGUGGAUCCACCGCUCCUGCAGCGAGAGGCGCGCGUGGCAGCAGGCCGUGGUGGGGCGUUCAGAGCCCAUCCCUGUUUUGGGAGGCAAGGAUCCCCCAGUUCACUUCCGGCACUUUCCAGAUAUAUUUCAAGAGUGUGGGUGAUGGCGUUCACACAAACUGGUCAGCGUUUCCCUGGAGAGGAAGAGGCAAGGUUUGUGUAUUUGGGGGAUAAGGAAAGGAAGUGGGCGUUUGAGGAAAACAAAGUUCUGCCUUAGGUAAAAAGCAGAGGUAGGGGCACAGAGGGCUGUGGGGAGGAGGCAGGAAUCUGAAAAGGUGCCUGGGGGUUGACCCCAUUUUCUGAAGCUCCAGCACACAGGGCCCCGUGUUCACGUCCCAUCCUUCACUGAAAACCAUUCACCUAACUGGCUUUUCCUUCAUGAUUGUUCUCUCCCUUGUAGCUCUCUGCUUUUUGGCCUGUAUCUCUCCUACUCCUCUGAGAUGGGGUCCCCUACAUUCCAGUGCCUAUUAAAGGAGCCUGCACCCACUCUGGACCCCCCAGAAUAGAGGGGAUACCUCAGGCCUGUCCCUCGGCUGGUGGGGGGGGCGGAGCUCAUCCCAGGAUUCUUUUCUUUUUUUUGAGAUGGAGUCAUGCUCUGUCGCCCAGGCUGGAGUGCAGUGGCGUGAUCUCGGCUCACUGCAACCUCUGCCUCCUGGGUUCAAGCCAUUCUCUGCCUCAGCCUUCCCAUUAGCUGGGAUUACAGGCAUGCGCCACCAGGCCCAGCUAAUUUUUGUGCUGUUAGUAGAGACGGGGUUCCACCAUCUUGGCCAGGCUGGUCUUGAAUUCCUGACCUCGUGAUCCACCCGCCUCGGCGUCUCAAAGUGCUGGGAUUACAAGCGUGAGCCACCGACCCCUGCCGAGGAUUCUGCCUUUUACCAAUGCAGGUGAAACAUCUGGCAAGGAGACACCUGGAGUGUAGGUGUUCCUUGGUCUUGAAGACCUAGAGGUGGCCAUAGAGAGGACAGUGGCCUCAGGUGGGGAACUCCCCCCCCACUCUCAUUCUGCAAGUGCACAAACUAUCAAACAUAGCGGACUCUGGAACUGGGCCAACUCUUCACUGUAUGCAUUAGUGAUUGCAGUGUUUUUUUCUUCUUCAGAUAUUUGCAUGUUCCCUGGAUUUUGUAUUUUUUGAUAAAGAUAUAUUCUUGGGCCACAGUAGCUGGAGAUAUAAUGCCGGAGGAUUCUUUUUUUUUUUUUUUUUUUUGAGACAGAGUCUGUCUCUAUUGCCUGGGCUGGAGUGCAGUGGCCCAAGCUACGCUCACUGCAAGCUCCACCUCCUGGGUUCACACCAUUCUCCUGCUUCAGUCUCCCGAGUAGCUGGAAUUACAAGCACCCGCCACCACGCCCAACUAAUAUUUUGUAUUUUUAGUAGAGACGGGGGUUUCACCGUGUUAGCCAGGAUGGUCUCGAUCUCCUGACUUCGUGAUCCUCCCGCCUCGGCCUCCCAAAGUGCUGGGAUUACAGGCGUGAGCCACUGCACCCAGCCUCUUUUUUUUUUUGAGAUGGAGUUUCGCUCUUGUUGCCCAGGCUAGAGUGCAAUGGCAUGAUCUUGGCUCACUGCAACCUCCGCCUCCUAGGUUCAAGCGAUUCUCCUGCCCCAGCCUCUUGAGUAGCUGGGAUUACAGGCACCCACGACCAUGCCUGGCUAAUUGCAUUUUUACUAGAGACAGGUUUCACCAUGUUGGCCAGGCUGGUCUCCAAUUCCUGACCUCAGGUGAUCCACCCGACUUGGCCUCCCAAAGUUCUGGGAUUACAUUUUUUUUUUAAAGAAAGAAUAAAUUAAUUGUGAUUAAAGUUGAAAUCAAGGCAUAGUCUUUCCAGUCUAAUUUUUACUGUAAUGCUUGUAUGUCAACAGUUAUGAAGGCCAGGCGCGGUGGCUCACGCCUGUAAUCCUAGCAGUUUGGGAGGCUGAGGAGGGUGGAUCACUUAAGGUCAAGAGUUCAAGACCAGCCUGGCCAAUAUGGUGAAACCCCAUCUCUACUAAAAAUACCAAAAAAAAAAAAAAAAA